Armigeres subalbatus is the source of this 1798-nucleotide messenger RNA. RefSeq names its product fatty acyl-CoA reductase wat-like. The record is from RefSeq and is a predicted model, not a curated record. The transcript has 3 exons. Gene Ontology annotation, molecular function: alcohol-forming very long-chain fatty acyl-CoA reductase (NADP+) activity. Gene Ontology annotation, biological process: long-chain fatty-acyl-CoA metabolic process. Gene Ontology annotation, cellular component: peroxisome. Bases 70 to 1605 code for a protein of 511 amino acids. Lineage: Eukaryota; Metazoa; Arthropoda; Insecta; Diptera; Culicidae.
GUAGUAAGCAAAUGAAACUACAGGUCAGUCGAGUGGAAGCUCUUCCUAACAGCACUCAUUCGAGCUAGAAUGGAUUUAAAAGAGUUCGAAGCGUAUCGGUCCCCGAUGAAGGAUUUUUAUCGGGAUAAGGUGGUUUUUCUAACGGGUGGAACUGGAUUCUUAGGGAAGCUUUAUAUCGAAAAGCUUAUACGAUGUGGCGUGUCGGAGAUAUUGUUGCUAUCCAGGUCGAAGAAAGGCAAAACGUCUAUGGAGAGAUUGACGACUAUUCUCAGCUCAGAGCCUGUUUUCACGAGAUACCAGGAAGAUCCAGAUCUUUACCAUCAGAAACUCAAGAUCAUCGACGGAGACGUGAGCAAACACCAGUUGGCGAUUAGCAACGAUGACUUGUCCUACAUCAUCAAUAACGCCAACAUCUUCCUUCACGCCGCCGCAGAUGUGAGGUUCGAUGAAUCACUGAAGGAAUCGGUUGAAACCAACAUCCGAGGAACAAGUGAGAUACUGAAGAUUGCAGAGCAGGCCAAAACAAUCGAAGUGUUCAUCUACGUAUCAACGGCCUUCUCGCAAUGUAAUCGUGAUAGUAUUGAGGAAAAAUUCUAUCCAGCCAAGUUUGAUCCUUACAAAUUAAUUGAAUUGGUUGAAAAAGAGGAGGAUGAGGUCAGCUUCGAGGUGAUGGGAAAGAAAAUUAUAGAGCAGUGGCCUAACACGUACGCAUUUACCAAGUCACUGGCUGAGGAGGUUGUUCGUCGCUAUACCGACAAAAUACCAAUUGCGGUGAUCCGCCCAUCAAUUGUUACUACCACCCACAGUGACCCGAUCCCCGGUUGGACGGACAACAUCUAUGGUUUCAACGGAGUGGUUGUGGGAGCAGCCGCUGGUACCCUGCGAAUUUUUCACAUCAACAACGACUACCGAGCGGAUAUUAUCCCGGCGGAUAUUGUCAUCAAUGCCACACUGGCUGUCGCGUGGUACGCCACCGAUCACCGCGAGGAAACCAACAUCGUAAACUGCACCGUUGCCGAUCAUCCACUGACGUGGGGGAUGGUUCGCAACGAGCAGCUAAAAUGGCAGGACAAAAUCCCUUUCCUGGGUGGUUUGUGGAUUACGACGUACAACACGACCAGAUACUACUUGAUUUCGGAGUUCUUGAAGAUUUUCUACCAUAUAAUACCGGCAAUAAUGUUCGACUUUGCCCUCAAACUGAACAGUCAAAAGCCGCGAGUGCUCAAGUUGUACAGAAAGGUUCACAAGUUUUCCGAUGUGCUGCGAUUUUUCACGAACAACGAGUGGAACUUUCGGAACGAUCAGCUGCAUAAAGUGAUUAGCCACAUGACUGAAGACGAUCGGAAGUACUUUUUCUGUGAGAUUCGAAAAAUUGACUGGAAAGAUUUUCUGGCCCAGAAUAUUAUGGGUUUGCGGAUGUACAUUAUGAAGGAAAAGAUGGACAAUCUGGAACAGGCUAUGAAGCAAUACAAGAGGCGGUGUAUGGCGCAUGUGACGAUUCUGGUGGGAUGGUAUUUCCUAGUGGGCUUCGUUGUGUACAAAUUAUUGGAUGUAGCAGGACUACUCAACGUAGCUCAAAGAUUGAUAGCAGAGUACGGAAAGUAGAACUAGAAUGAGCAAAGUGCAAUUUGUAUUCUGAAUAAAUAAUGGAGGAAUUAGACGUGCAGACAUGUUUUGUGACAUUAAAAUUAUUGUGAUCUUGAUCGAAGAAUCUAAAUUGGCUGUCAAUGUAUAUCUCAGUAAGAAUCUUAUUAUGAAUCAUCAAAAUUUAUGAUAAUAAAGACUCAAAAAGACACUG